AUUAUAAAUGAUAAAAAAUCAUUCUCAUAUGCUUAUCAAUGGCGGACUGAUUUUCAGUGCCAAAUUAAUUAAUUUCACGAAUCUUGGAAGCUUUUGUCGAGACUGUGCAGGCCGCUGAAAGACUAUUGUAUUUGCUUUGUUUGAGCCUUUCAUUUUACCAAUUUGUUGAGAAGAGACGACAUAAAGAGAGAGAUGGAGGAAAUUGGGUUUUUGGGGCUCGGAAUAAUGGGCAAAGCCAUGUCUAUGAACUUGCUCAGCCAUGGCUUUAAGGUUACUGUAUGGAACCGCACUCUCUCGCGGUGUGACGAGUUGCUUGAGCAUGGAGCAACUAUCGGAGAAACUCCUGCAGCGGUAAUUAAGAAAUGCAAGUACACCAUAGCAAUGUUGUCUGAUCCUGCUGCAGCUCUAUCGGUGGUUUUUGAUAAAGAUGGCGUGCUGGAGCAAAUUGGUUCUGGGAAAAACUACAUUGACAUGUCAACUGUUGAUGCAGAGACUUCGUCAAAAAUUAGCGAGGCAAUUACGUCAAAGGGUGGUUGCUUCCUGGAAGCUCCAGUAUCGGGUAGCAAAAAGCCUGCUGAGGAUGGUCAACUAGUAAUCCUUGCUGCUGGAGAAAAGGCAUUAUAUGAUGCUGCCCUGCCUGUAUUCGACGUAUUGGGGAAAAAAUCUUUUUAUCUGGGGCAAGUUGGCAAUGGAGCUAAAAUGAAGCUUGUUGUCAACAUGACUAUGGGCAGUAUGAUGAAUGCAUUUUCUGAGGGGAUUGUCUUGGCCGACAAAAGUGGACUGGACCCUCAAACUCUUCUUGAUGUAUUGGAUCUUGGUGCUAUCGCAAACCCCAUGUUCAAAAUGAAGGGACCGUCUAUGAUCCAGGGUAAGUACCCCCCUGCCUUCCCUCUGAAACAUCAGCAGAAAGAUAUGAGGUUAGCUCUCGCCCUUGGGGACGAACACUCAGUUGCGAUGCCAGUGGCAGCUGCUGCUAAUGAGGCAUUCAAAAAGGCUAGAAGCAUUGGACUAGGCGACCUUGACUUCUCUGCUGUGCACGAGACUAUUGCUUCUAACAAAGGCUCAUCAUGAUUCUACUAUGUAAAAUCUGCAUACGCCUCAAACGUCGCUGCUGUUGGUUUUUUCGUGUCAUCGUGGAAUGUCUUGCAGAAUGUCUGGCAAUGCUUAGAAGCAGAAAUUUGAAGCAGUGAUCACGUUACUACUGAUGUAUGCAGUUAAUCAAUUUAAGAUUAAGAUGAUGGAAACAUUUGAUAUUGCUUUGAUAUAUCAAGAGGAGCUUCUUGAGAAA
Messenger RNA from Salvia miltiorrhiza (redroot sage), 1288 nucleotides. Its product is annotated as glyoxylate/succinic semialdehyde reductase 1. Gene Ontology annotation, molecular function: NAD binding; 3-hydroxybutyrate dehydrogenase activity; NADP binding. The coding region runs from base 193 to 1071 and encodes 292 amino acids. The transcript has 8 exons. Gene Ontology annotation, cellular component: cytosol. Lineage: Eukaryota; Viridiplantae; Streptophyta; Magnoliopsida; Lamiales; Lamiaceae. The record is from RefSeq and is a predicted model, not a curated record.